UUUGUUGUGAAUCAGUCCGGUCCUGCACUGUAGUUGCUCGGUUGAAGUUACCUGCGGCGGUGGAAUUGGCUACUACCGAGCGGCGCGUGUUGGCUGAACAUGUAGACAGUGUUCUAUUUGGCCUUUAGACCUAUUUAUCCUUAUAUUAUGGCCGAAUUAGACUAUUCGAAAUAGAAGGUCCAUAGACAUUACAGUUCAUUAUAUUUGGCUAGGCGGUGUAGCGUAUUUAUUCACUCUGUUGUGGUAGUAGGCAAAUGUAAAUGUAAAAUGUAAAUGGUAACGUCAGCUGUAGCGAGCAAUUUCGCUUGAGGGAUCCCAAAGAAACUGGCUGGUUGCAGUUCUCUACAGCAGCUACCGGUUGUCGGUAGGCUAUUUGCUGCGACUGAUGCGAAGCGGCUAGUGAGGCUGGAGACAAGAGUCAAGCAAGCGUUGUGCUGUGCUGGGUGUCUGCUCCCUCUGUAGUGGGAUCGGAAUCAGGACUAUGGUUCAUGUUCAUCAUAGAGACAUGUAGCACCUCACUGCCUCAGUAUCCGGACACCUGGACAACUCCAGACACCUGAACACCUCCGGAGACCUGCCAAGCCUGCUGUCUACUCAUGAUUUCUGUGUGGUAGCUGUGGCGAUCUGUUGCUGCUGUAGCCAUGUUUAGGAACAGCUUGAAGAUGCUGCUGACAGGCGGCAAGGCCAACCGCAAGAACCGCAACAGUGAUGGAGGGAGUGAGGACCUGGCAGACCCCCGCUUGCCCAGUGUAGAGCCCCACCAUCACCUGAGCCACACCGGUCAAGGUGGCAGUAUAGACAGUGACUGUGCCUUCGAGUGUGACUAUGCCCUGCCGCCUCUCUCUAUGACUGAGGGCAUCCAGCACAUCCGCAUCAUGGAGGGUGUGUCACGCUCCCUGCCCUCCUCCCCGCUGCUCACACACCAGACCAUCAGCGUCCGGCUGCAGCCCAUCAAGAAGCUCACAGCCCCCCUGCGGAAAGCAAAAUUUGUGGAGAGCCCUCGCAUUCCACAAUCAGAGCUUGGCUCCCCUACGCACACCUCCUGUACUGCCAAGAACCACGGCCUGGAUACAUACUGCCCCGGGGAGUCAAGCGGGGAGCUGGGGCCCCCUCCAUCGGUGGAUGAGGCAGCCAACACAUUGAUGACGCGCCUGGGCUUCCUCUUGGGAGACGAAACUAGUGAGGGGCCAGACGGAGAACAUUACAGCAUGGACGAACAAGACGACAGACAGGACCUGGCUGGUAACCAGAGGAUCAGUCCGUGCUCCACCCUGACCAGCAGCACAGCCUCCCCCCCGGCCGGCUCCCCCUGCUCCACCCUGCCGCCCGGCGCCGAUGGUGCCAUGCCCGGGGGUAACCAGGGCAACAAGGACCAUGCCUACGGAUCUGUCACCAGCCCCACCUCCACCCUAGAGAGCCGGGACAGCGGCAUCAUCGCCACCCUGACCAGCUACUCGGAGAACGCUGAGCGGGGGGGUAAAUAUGGUGAGGGGGGUUUCUCACGCGGCAGUAACCUGAAGUUGUGGCAGAGCCAGAAGUCUGGCACUGACUCGUUCCUCUACCGUGUGGACGAGAACAUGGCUGCCUCCACCUACAGUCUCAACAAGAUCCCAGAGAGACACCUGGACAGCAUGUCCUCCCACUCCGCUCACUCCAUCCCUCUGUACCUCAUGCCUCGCCCUAACUCUGUCGCAGCCACCAGCUCGGCUCACCUGGAGGACCUGGCCUACCUGGAUGAUCAGAGACACACUCCGCUGCGCACGUCGAUGCGCAUGAAUCGGCAGAACACACACACCGGGCCAGGCCACACCCAGACCGACCUCAGAGCUUCUGCUAACAACCAUGCCUGGCAAUCCCAAUCACUGCGGUUUGCCCCAUACCGGCCACCUGACAUCUCCCUGAAGCCCCUCCUCUUUGAGGUGCCCAGCAUCACCAUGGACUCAGUGUUUACCGGUCGUGAUUGGCUGUUCCAGGAGGUCGAUGCCCAUCUCAACAGAGGCAACAACAUCACCAACCUCGGCGUGGUUGUCGUGGGCAACAUCGGCUACGGCAAGACAGCCAUCAUCUCUCGUCUGGUGGCACUGAGCUGCCACGGAAUGCGCAUGAGACAGAUCGCCUCUGACUCUCCGCAGGCCUCUCCCAAACAUGGAGAGCUCCCCCUUACCCAGCCCCAGCCGGCCUAUAGCACGGGUACCCUGGGAGGGGGCAGCUGUCCCGGGACCCCUGAGAUGAGACGACGCCAGGAGGAGGCCAUGAGGAGACUGGCAUCUCAGGUGGUGGCGUACCACUACUGCCAGGCGGACAACGCCUACACGUGCCUGGUGCCGGAGUUUGUCCACAACGUGGCAGCGUUGCUGUGUCGCUCGCCACAGCUCAUCGCCUACAGAGAGCUGCUGCUCAGGGAGCCACACCUACAGAGCAUGCUCAGUCUGCGCUCCUGUGUUCAGGAUCCCCUGGCCUCCUUCAGAAGAGGAGUUCUAGAACCCCUGGAUGCCCUCUACAAAGAGAGGAAGAUCGCCUCUGUAGAUGACCUGGUCAUCCUGAUAGAUGGGCUAAAUGAGGCAGAGUUCCACAAGCCUGACUACGGAGACACCAUUGUCUCCUUCCUCAGCAAAACCAUCAGCAAGUUUCCCCCCUGGCUCAAACUGGUGGUCACUGUUAGGACCACAUUACAGGAGAUCACCAAGCUGCUUCCAUUCCACCGUAUCUCUCUGGAUGGUCUGGAGGAGAACGAUGCUAUAGACCAGGACUUACAGGGUUACAUCCUGCACCGCAUCCACAGCAGUCCUGAGAUACAGAACAACAUCUCUCUCAAUGGCAAGAUGGACAACACCACCUUCGGCAAGCUCUCCGCCCACCUCAAGGCCCUCAGCCAGGGAUCCUACCUGUACCUCAAACUCACCUUUGACCUUAUAGAGAAGGGGUACCUGGUUCUCAAGAGCUCCAGCUACAAGGUGGUGCCCGUCAACCUGGCCGAGGUGUACCUGCUGCAGUGCAACAUGCGUUUCCCUACCCAGUCGUCCUUCGAACGGGCCCUCCCCCUACUCAACGUGGCCGUGGCAUCCCUCCACCCCCUCACUGACGAACAGAUCUACCAGGCUAUCAAUGCCGGCUCCCUGCAGGGCACACUAGACUGGGAGGACUUCACACAGCGCGUAGACAACCUGGCCAUGUUCCUGGUCAAGAGGAGGGACGGGACCAGGAUGUUUGUUCACCCAUCCUUCAGGGAGUGGCUGAUCUGGAGGGAGGAGGGGGAGAAAACCAAGUUCCUCUGUGACCCCAGGAGUGGCCACACCCUGCUAGCCUUCUGGUUCUCUCGCCAGGAGACCAAACUGAACCGACAGCAGACCAUUGAACUGGGACACCACAUCCUCAAAGCACACAUCUUCAAGGGCCUAAGCAAGAAGGUUGGGGUUUCCUCGUCCAUCCUCCAGGGGCUGUGGGUUUCCUACAGCACAGAGGGCCUGUCCACUGCCCUGUCCUCACUCAGAAACCUGUACACUCCUAACAUCAAGGUGAGCCGGUUGCUGAUGCUUGGUGGUGCCAACGUGAACUACCUUACAGAGGUGUUGAACAACGCCCCGGUGCUGUGUGUGCAUGCCCACCUGGGUUACAUUGACAUGGUGGGGCUGCUGUUGGAGUACGGAGCCUCUGUAGACCAGCCCUCAGAGAGCGGUCUCACCCCGCUGGGCUAUGCUGCCUCUGGGGGACACAUGGCUAUAGUCAACACACUGUGUCGCAGGAGAGCCAAGGUGGACCACCUGGAUAAGAAUGGUCAGUGUGCCAUGGUGCAUGCAGCUCUCAGGGGCCACAUAGAGAUGGUCAAGUUCCUCAUCCAGUGGGACUGGGCCAUGGGGCAAAAACAACCACAACAGCAGCAGCAAGGAGCCUUCAGCAAGAGCCACGCCAUCCAGCAUGCCCUCAUUGCUGCAGCUAGCAUGGGAUACACAGAGAUUGUGUCCUACCUGCUGGACCUGCCAGAGAAGGAUGAGGAGGAGGUGGAACGUGCUCAGAUUAACAACUUUGACACCCUGUGGGGAGAGACAGCUCUGACGGCAGCGGCAGGCCGGGGGAAGCUAGACGUCUGCAGACUACUGCUGGAGCAAGGAGCAGCUGUGGCUCAGCCCAACAGACGAGGCAUCAUACCCCUGUUCAGUGCUGUCCGACAGGGAAACUGGCAGAUCGUGGACCUGCUCCUUACUCACGGAGCAGACGUGAACCUGGCUGACAAGCAGAGCCGAACCCCUCUGAUGAUGGCUGCAUCAGAGGGUCACCUGGGCACUGUGGAGUUCCUACUGGCACAGGGUGCGUCCCUGUCUCUGAUGGACAAGGAGGGGUUAACGGCUCUGAGCUGGGCGUGUCUGAAGGGACACCUGCCCGUGGUGCGCUGUCUGGUGGAGCAGGGGGCUGCUACGGACCAUGCUGAUAAGAACGGACGCACGCCCCUCGACCUGGCCGCCUUCUACGGGGACUCCGAGGUGGUCCAGUUUCUAGUGGACCAGGGGGCGAUUAUAGAGCAUGUGGACUACAGUGGGAUGCGUCCUCUGGACCGGGCCGUGGGCUGCAGGAACACCUCCGUGGUGGUUGCCCUGCUCAAGAAGGGAGCAAAGAUAGGAUGUCAGACGCUGCCCAGUCGGCCCAGAGGUCCAGCCACGUGGGCCAUGGCUACCUCCAAACCUGACAUCAUGAUCACCCUACUGAGCAAGCUGAUUGAGGAGGGAGACAGCUUCUAUAAGAAAGGGAAAGUGAAGGAGGCAGCGCAGCGGUAUCAGUACGCCAUCAAAAAGUUCCCCCGUGAAGGCUUCAGUGAGGACCUCAAGACUUUCAGGGAGCUCAAAGUGUCCAUCUUCCUCAAUCUGUCCCGAUGUAGGAGGAAAAUGAACGACUUUGGGAUGGCUGAGGAGUUUGCUACAAAGGCGCUUGAAUUGAAACCAAAAUCCUACGAAGCGUACUAUGCCAGAGCCCGUGCCAAGCGUAGCAGCAGGCAGUUCCCUGAGGCCUUGGAGGACCUGAAUGAAGCCAUGAAGCAGAGCCCCAACAACCGUGAGAUCCAGCGCCUCCUGCAGCGGGUAGAGGAGGAGUGUCGUCAGCUCACCCAGGAGGAGGAGGACGCACAGAAGCUGGAGCCUCCCCCGUCUCCUCCCCCAUCGCCUCCCCCAGAGGAGGGGGAGGAGGAGGCGAUGACCCUGUCCUCCCUCCCCCUCCCCCUGGAGCUCCCCCCUCCCCCAGAGCCUCGGCUGGAGGACAUGGAGCCGGUCCAGGAUCUGUUUGAGGACGAGGACUAUCUGGAGCUGGAGGCCAUGUCUAUGGGGAGUAUGAGUUCUAUGGGUCUGGCCCUCGAGAGGGAGCCCCGCUCCAACCCCUCCAGUCUGCCUAUCAUCCAGAGCCCACCUCUCUCUCCGACCAACCACCACCACCCCUACCAUCACCAGGACCAGGCCUACCUGUCAGGGGGCUCCACCAUGGGCCAGGCUUACGACUAUGGCCACCCCAGCCCCACCUCCAUGUCCUCCCCCGGCAGCCAGAACUACCAGCCGCCAUCGCCCCCCUCCCUCUCCCCCACGCACCACAACUCCCACUACCGACACAGCCCUCCGCAGACCUCCCCGGUGCACCAGACCACCUACCACUUCAGCCCCCCGCCCAUGGGAGGCAAUGGAGGAGGGGGGCAGGGGACGGACCACGGAUACCAGAGCCCCCCGCUCUCCCCCCUGCGUCGGGGUGGGGUACAAAGCCAGUACAGAGCCAGCCCCCCGGUGGAGAGUGUGUGUCUGUACAGGUCCCAGUCAGGCUCUCCGGUGCGCUACCAGCAGGAGCAGCCUCCCCUGUCCAAGAUGAGCAGCCAGAGGUCCUUCCAGCUGAGCUCACAGCCCUCCCUGCACCACCAGGCCUCCCUGCACCACCAGGCCUCCCAGCACCAUGACACCCUCCAGACACACCAGCACCACCAGGUCUCCCAACUGCACCACCAGGUCUCCCAACAGCACCACCAGGUCUCCCAACAGAACUCCCAACAGCACCACCAGGCCCAACUACACCACCAGGCCUCCCUGCACCACCAGGCCCAACAGCACCAGGCCCAACAGCACCACCAGGCCCAACAGCACCACCAGGGCCUGCGCCUCCAGCCCUCCAUGGCCCAGAUUGUUCGCACCAACCAGCCCAGCAACGCAUACGGCCAGAUGGGCCACCCCACGCGCUACCAGGGGGGCUCCAUGGACGUGCCGAUGGAGAGCCAGAGCCGAUUGAUGUACCAGCCCUCCCUGGAUGGUCGCUCCAUGCCCCAGUCCAGCCUAUCAGCUGGGGCCCUCUGUCAGCACGGGGGCCGAGGAGGGGUCAUAGAGGGACUGAUGAAGGAUGAGCUACCCCAGCGCCCCUCCUCUGCCUACCGUGCCAGCAGUGGGGGGGGACAAGGGGGCCAGGUCCAGGGGGGGGUCCGCUACAGCCAGACCCCCCAGAUUAGCCGCAGCCAGUCAGCCGCCUACUACCCUGUCGCCAAGCACGAGCUGGAGCGCCAGAACAGUGCCAUGCCCCAGUGCCAGCUGGGAUCGCCAGAGAUCGGCCACAUGGUGAGGCGGCCCAUCAGUGCCAUUACCCCAGAGAUCAAACCGCACAUGUCCACUCCGCGGCCCCUCAUCCACUCCCAGAGCGUGGGCCUCCGCUUCUCCCCCUCCAGCAACAACAUCUCCAUGGGGGGCUCCAGCUGUAAUCUAGCCCCAGGCUUCAGGCCUUCCUCUUCCGUCCAGGGGAUGGAGAUCCCGCUACAGGUGGCCUACGAGGGCUACGAGGAGUACGAGCACUCCUGUAACGAUGACAUCUCCCCAGUCUCGCCCGCCCAGGGAGGUGGUGGGGGGCUGUACCAGGGCGAGGGCACCCGCUCACGGACCACGCCCUUUAUGGGCAUCAUAGACAAGACGGCGCGGACUCACCAGACUCAGUACCUGCAGCAGCCCUCCUCCCAGCGGCCCUGGGCCAUGACCUCCAUGGACUCUGGCAUCAGCCCCACGUCGCCCGGCCAGCUGGUCCAGCAGGGCUCGUCCUACAGCCCCCCCACCUCGCUGGGGAACAUCGCCUACUACAACAAGACUAACAACGCCCAGAACGGACAACUCCUGGAGGAGGACUACUACCCACAGCAGCAGCAGUCAUCCCUGGGCAAGCUGGCCAACGGCAGCUCCCGGGGCGGAGGAGGGGACAUCCUGGAGAGGGUGAGCCAGGUGCCCACCUAUCCAGACGUGAAGGUGGCCAGGACUCUGCCCGUAGCUCAGGCCUACCAAGACAACAUGUACCGACAGCUCUCCCGUGAUAUGUCCCGUGACUCUAGGCAGGGUCCAACCUCCCCCAUCAAACCAAAGAGACCUUUCGUGGAGUCGAAUGUGUGAAUGUCCAGUCCACAGCCGGACUGAGCGUGUGAGUGGGAGGGGAAGAAAGGGGGAGGGGGAAGUUGAGUUGGGCUGGUGACCUUGUCUGACAUUGAUGAGGAACACAUAAUACAAAGACAGAGUACAGCCCCACUCACACAGAAAGCAGUGUCUACAAUAGGCACACACUGGCGGUAGGAGUCAUACAGUACAUAGAUACUAAAUACUAACACGUGAGAGAUUGUACUAUUUUGUUGUUAAACUUCAACUCUGCACACAUAGAAAUAGAAAGAUAUGUCAUUGAAAGGUGAUGACAGGGCCAGUGCUGAUCACACCCAGGGUCAGAGGCCCUAACACUUUUAUAGGGGGGUGUGUGGCACAACUUUCUCCCCAUUUGGGGAGGUCUUGUGUGGGGUGGUGAGAGUGAAACUGGGGGCCCUUACCUUACUGUACCUGUGGACUCUCUAACCAUCUACCAUCUUCUAUCCUUAAAAUACAAAGUGUGCACUUAUUCAAGGUUGCUAGACUCUCUGUAAUACAAUACUAAUAUGUUCAAUACUGUAAAUGGAAAUUACAACUUGACAGUGCUUAGAGAAAAAAAGUAUAAUAUUUAUUAUUAAGCUAUAUACGUAUAAAAACAUAACAUAGUUUGCAUUUGGAUUGUAUUUCUGUUUUGCCAUGUUGUUAGCCUUUUGUCCUAAUAGUCAUGCAACGACAGGUUUUGAAGAUUUAUGCUGCAUUCAUGACAUGUCGGCCAGGGAAACUGAUAUUUCCGACUUGGAAACUCAUUGUAGAAAAAUGAUACCCGACUUUCCGACUUGGAAACUAUCAGAAUCAACCAAGAUGAAGCUCUACGCAAAUAACUUAUGAUAAUUUCAACUCUGAAAUAGGAAGUUCCGACAAGCACAUGAACGCCCCACAAUUAGGGCAGGGGGUGAGGGACAUUUACAAACCUUAAAUUACUCAAUGUCAAAUGUUAUUUUCGUAUUUUUCGAAAUAUUAGGUUUGUUAUGUUAUAUUUGUGGUAUUUUCACUCAAACAUACCACAUAAUGUUGCCUUUCAUUUGAAGUUCAAUUGUUACUGCCAUGGCCUUCUACAAACAUCCUCUAGAGAAUAGUUCAACCAAUAAACUACUCCUAAUACUUACGCUGCGUUGUACUUGUUGAAUGUUAUUUGUCUUUCUUCCAACUAGGAUAACUUUGCAGUGUUUAAAGGGGUAUAAGAGGUUUAGUUUUGUGAAAUAUAUUAAUUUGUUCAUUGAUCCAUUAUUAUGCAUAAAUCAUUGUCAUUAGUUUGAGGACAGAGAAAGUCAUACAAAUACCAAAGUUUGGAGAUGUCCCCCUUCUGAAGUUCCUGGUAAUAAAAGUAUAUAUAUAUAUAUAUAUAUAUAUAUAUA
Molecule: messenger RNA, 8758 nt
Organism: Coregonus clupeaformis (lake whitefish)
Lineage: Eukaryota; Metazoa; Chordata; Actinopteri; Salmoniformes; Salmonidae
Gene: tanc2b
Product: tetratricopeptide repeat, ankyrin repeat and coiled-coil containing 2b
Exons: 32
Coding region: 642-7382 (2246 amino acids)
Biological process (GO): regulation of dendritic spine morphogenesis
Cellular component (GO): dendritic spine
Molecular function (GO): protein binding
Source: RefSeq, a predicted model, not a curated record